This is a messenger RNA of Kalmanozyma brasiliensis GHG001, 2001 nucleotides long. RefSeq names its product Major facilitator superfamily. The transcript has a single exon. Gene Ontology annotation, molecular function: transmembrane transporter activity. The record is from RefSeq and is a predicted model, not a curated record. Gene Ontology annotation, biological process: transmembrane transport. Bases 1 to 2001 code for a protein of 666 amino acids. NCBI's taxonomy places the organism in Eukaryota, Fungi, Basidiomycota, Ustilaginomycetes, Ustilaginales.
AUGACGCGCUCAAGCACUGAGGACCAGCCCUCCACGGCCCAGAUUGCCGCCACCAACAGCAACACAGCAGCAUCACCGUCGUCAUCAUCAGCAUCAAUACCAUCGCCAGCAGCAGAUCCCACGUCGUCGUUACCACCAGAUGUAGAAAGCCAAGCCCCUCGACGCAACAGCUUCGACCGUCGUCCAUCGACCAUCAAUGGCUCGCAUCUCGACCACACCUCGUCGCACGAUACGACACACAGCCUUCACCGCGCCUCGCACGACGACCACCACCCCGACGGCACCACGGCCGCGCCCACCCCCGAGACAUCCACCGAGCACAAGGUGCCCGUCGCUCUCUCGGACCAGACCAACUUCCUCCCCAAAAAGCAAGUCAUCCUCGUCUUUGCCGGUCUCUCGGCCGCCCUGCUCGUAGCGCUGCUCGACCAGUCGAUCAUCUCCACCGCCCUCAGCACCAUCACCUCCGACUUCCACGCCGGCAACGAGUCCUCCUGGCUCUCCACAUCGUAUCUCCUCACCUCCACCGCUGCCAGUCCCCUUUAUGGCAGGUUCAGCGACAUCUUCGGGCGCAAGACGUGCAUCAUGGUCGCUCUCACCGGCUUCUUGAUUGGAAGCGCGCUGUGUGCCGCCGCGCAAAGUAUCACGCAGCUGAUCGUCUUCCGUGCGCUGGCAGGUGCGUUUGGUGGAGGCAUUGUGUCAUUGGUCAUGGUCAUCGUGGGUGAUGUGGUGUCGUUGCGCGAGCGUGGCACCUAUCAGGGAGUGUUGGGGGUUGUGGUGGCCCUCGCCAACGCUGGUGGUCCGUUGAUUGGUGGCGCACUCGCGUCGGUUGGCUGGAGAUGGUGCUUCAUCCUCGCUGUGCCUAUCACCAUUCUUUCGCUCGUCAUGGUGAUUCUCCUGCUGCCGCUUAAGAAGGUGGAAGGCAGCGUCAGGGAGAAGCUCGCCAAGAUUGACUAUGUCGGCACAGCGCUGGUGCUCGCAGGCAGCGUCUUGCUUCUGCUUGGACUCAACUGGGGUGGUCAACAAUACCCCUGGUCCAGCCCGCACGUGCUCGUCACGCUCAUCCUCGGCAUCGUCCUCUUCAUCGUCUUCGCCAUUGUCGAGGCUCGCGUCGCCGCACUACCCCUCGUACCCAUGCGCCUCUUCAAGAUCCCCACGGUCUGCAGCGUGCUUGUGCAAACCGUUUGCUCCGGGGGCAUCUUUUUCCUGCUGCUCUUCUUUGUGCCGCAGUUUACGCAGGUGGUCAAGGGCUAUUCGGGCGUCAAAGCCGGUGUGCUGCUGAUCCCACUCAUGGCGGUGCAAGCGCUCACGUCGGUCGUUGCCGGUGUCGUCGUCUCCAAGAUCGGUCGGUACAAGAUCAUCAUUGUCGUUGGAUUCGGCAUCUUCUCCAUCGGCGUGGGAUUGCUGGGACUGCUGGAUGAGACCUCGAACAUUGGCGAGAUGAUUGGCUUCUUGAUGCUGUCCGGGUUUGGCGCAGGUGGCACGCUGCAAGUCACCCUGGUGGCGGCGCAGAACGCGGUGGAUAGGAAGGAUUUGGCGGUGGUGACGUCGACGAGGAACUUUAUGCGGUUGUUCGGUGGUACGUUAUGUUUGGCGAUCAGUUAUACGAUCCUCAACAACAGCGUAAGGUCAGCGGUGCGAGGGCUGCCAGCAGAGAUCAUCACCGAGGUCGUCCGAAACCCACACUUGAUCACAUCGGGUCGCUUCGACGCGGAGACCUCGCAGCUGCUGCUAAGGGCCUAUGUGCAAGGGUUCAGGAACGUCUUCCGCUUUGGGCUGGGAUUGACGCUCCUCGCUUUCGUCGUCACCGUGCUGUUCACCAAAGAGUUCAGCCUGGACAGGAAGGACGACGAAAAGAGGAAAGAGGAGGGCAAACAGUGGUACGAGGAGAAGAAGGAGAGGCGCUGGGCCAAGAGACAUCCGGACGAGAGUGCGCAGGCUAGCAGACGCGCGUCGAAUGAGGAACAGAGGGACGUCGAGAAGGCUUUGCCCACGGCCAAAUGA